AUGUCUGUGGAUCCAGCCCCAUGGACCGCUGAAUGUGGUACCAAAAACAGCUGCAAUAUGGUAAUCGCAAGAUUCGCUUCAGCACAGUGUGAGGGACUGGCGGACGACGAAGGAAAGAAGGCCUUGGUCAUGUUUGGCGAUCUCACAUUUACCAGGGAUGAUAGCCUUCCAAAAAGCAUCACGGACUGCUGGGACAAGGGCGACAUGAUCCGUCCGUUCCAGUCCAAACUGCACAAGUCAACGCUAUUCUUGUGUAGGCCACGUUAUGCCAUCAAGAACCUCAGUCUGGUGCGAAAUGAAACUAAGAUUAUUGAGACCGCCGACCUGGAGGAACCAGAAGCGCAAAGAACUUUGAGUACGAUCAAGCCUCUGGACUUCCUGUCGACUCUUCUAAAGAGCUUUGAGACAAACCCCCUCGAGUUGGCCUACAGAAUGCAUGGACACGUGAUAGAGGUUGGGGGCAGUAACAUUAUCGUGGACAAGGUGAUGGGGACCCUCCUACCAUAUCGGCAUGGUCUCCAUCAGAGCCAAAAAGCUCUCGAGUUAUACGAUGGUCAUGUUCUUGAGCGAGCGGCAGCAGAGUUCUAUCGGCAAUUUGGCGCCAUGCUGGGCAAGUUAUUACUUCUGGAGCCCGCUUCGAUAAGCUCUUUUUGGCCUCUCUCCAUCAAUGACGACCGUCUGGUAUUCGGGUAUGGGCCGCACAUUGGAUGA
This is a messenger RNA of Podospora pseudocomata, 711 nucleotides long. RefSeq lists its product as uncharacterized. The record is from RefSeq and is a predicted model, not a curated record. Lineage: Eukaryota; Fungi; Ascomycota; Sordariomycetes; Sordariales; Podosporaceae. The transcript has a single exon. The coding region runs from base 1 to 711 and encodes 236 amino acids.